UCGCGAACCCGUCAGUCGCGCUCAAUCUUUCGGAGGAAGAGUUACGUCGCCUUCUAUCGCGUUCCGUCGCAUUUUUGCAACUAUUUUUUUCGCCCUUCGAACGUGUUGCCACAGUGAAUCGUCUUGCUUAUCAUUUUCCUUUGUAAAAAGACCUCUCGUAAAAAUACUUUUACAUUGGUUUUUCAUACCUUUCGUAAUUUUUUUUUUUUGUUAAGUAAAGAUAAUCAAAGUUUCGAAGGUCGCGCGACGAUUACGCGAUCUCGCGGUCGAUUUUCGUGCCGUGCGUGCCGACAGGAAGAGGAUCUACGAGGAAGACUGCAUUUGAUUUUAUUUUUGUAUUUAAUUAAUUAAUUAUCCUUUGCACAAAUCCUCCCCUUUGCGCAUAAGAAUCUUACAAUUAGUUUGUUUGACUUGCACCAAGGGGUCUUCCCUCGUCGCAUCGCGUCUACUCUGAUUAAUCGAAGGAACUUCAACGACUGCUCGGACAGGUUGAAAAGGAUUAAGAAGAUUACCUGUUGCGGUACUAGGCACAUCGAGGCGAGAACGACCAAGAGAAACUAGAAAGAGAGGAUAGAGAAACGAACUCGAGUGUUUCGAGGACAAUUAGCCGAGCGGUGGAAAACCUUCGAGGAUUCUUAAAUGGAAAUGCGUACCAAAGAUCGAUCCGAAUUUACUCACCAAUGACGCAUUUGCCGGUGACGAGGUGACGAUCGAUUCGGUGACGCGUUUCGACCCAAAUCGAUCGAAGAUGGCUAAAAGUUCCGAAAGAUUACCUGGUACCUCUUCAAGAUUAAGAACCAGAGACGACGGAUGCUGUUCGGUCAAUUUUCUCAAAUAUGUUUUACAUAUUUACAAUGUCGUCUUAUUUUUAUCCGGAUUUGUGGUGGGCGGUAUUGGCAUUUGGACGGUCGUCUCGAAACACAGCUACGUAUCUCUGAUGACAACGUCGACCUAUCAGAGUCUCGCAUAUGCCCUCAUUGUUGCAGGUAUUUUGGCUGUUGUUGGAAGCUGGUUAGGAUGCGGUGGAGUUACCACAGAAAAUAGAUGUGUCCUCUUAAUUUAUGUUUUCAUCGUAAUGGCAGUCCUCGUAUUAGAAGCAGGAGUUGGUGCAUUGGCACGUCUUUACGAGGAACAAAUAGGUCCAGAAUUGAAGAUGAAUCUUAAUCGUACCUUCCUCGAUAAUUAUUCCAUAAGAUCGAGAGAAACCGAAGCGAUUGAUAGAAUGCAAAAAGAAUUCAAAUGUUGCGGUGCACUUCGAUUCGAGGAUUGGUUGGUAAGUGAAUGGCACAAGGACGAAGAAGUCCUUAAAAAUGGGAGCCGCGUGCCGGAUAGUUGUUGCAAAACGGAAACUUUACUUUGCGGGAGGAGAGAUCAUCCUUCCAACAUUCAAUACACGGGUUGCAUUUACAAGUUUCUCGAAACGACCAAGGAUCAUCUUAUCAUUCUUGGGGCCGUUGGUCUUGGUCUCUCCGUUUUAGAACUUUUUGGUAUAGUUCUUGGUUCUUGCCUUUAUAUCAAACUUAGGCACGAUUUCGAUGAUUGACAAUGACGUUGUACAACCAACAAACAACAACGUUCUUCUGACGACUAAAAGAGAGAGAAUUUUUGUUCCGACUAUAUUUAUCCAUUUGGACCAGUUAAUAAGAAGAAGAUCCGUCGAUGAUGAUAUCCUUCCUGCUCAAAUUUAUUUGCGAUUAUUUUUCUUUUUUUUUUUACUUUGAGCAGGAACCACGAAUAAAAUCGCUACUAACUAUUAUAAACUGCCUGUCCGGGUUCAUCGUCCAAUCAACGAAACUCUUUUCUAUUUUUUACGCGUCUAGCGCUAUUUCAAGUCGUUCGUUUUAUUUUAAAUCGUCGAAAAUAAUA
Polistes canadensis is the source of this 1866-nucleotide messenger RNA. Its product is annotated as CD151 antigen-like. NCBI's taxonomy places the organism in Eukaryota, Metazoa, Arthropoda, Insecta, Hymenoptera, Vespidae. The transcript is spliced from 8 exons. The record is from RefSeq and is a predicted model, not a curated record. Bases 749 to 1543 code for a protein of 264 amino acids. Gene Ontology annotation, cellular component: membrane.